Molecule: messenger RNA, 495 nt
Organism: Puccinia graminis f. sp. tritici CRL 75-36-700-3
Lineage: Eukaryota; Fungi; Basidiomycota; Pucciniomycetes; Pucciniales; Pucciniaceae
Exons: 2
Coding region: 1-495 (164 amino acids)
Source: RefSeq, a predicted model, not a curated record
AUGACCGUCUAUGCCGAUCAGACCAAAGGAACGGCAUUCAGCUCAGUUUCGGCCUGGCAGAAGGUUCGAUACUGCCAGGUGAUCGACCCGAUCUCACAGUCCCAAUCCCCUCCUCUGAUAACAUCAACAGUGAAGGAACUCUUGGAAACCAAACCUUCAAUGGACCAGCAACACCGACCGGGAUCUGUACCCCAAGCUCACGUGAUGGAUCAUCGAUCUCGCGCCCGAUUGGACCGCCUGACCGCCCUGACCGAGGGAAAUGCGGUUGAGAAGGAGAAAAACAAAAUAUCGAGGGAAAUCUUGAAGAUUGAGCAGAAGAAGUUGUUGCUGAGGGAACAAGACUUGGUGAUUCAAGCAGCCCACAAACAGAGUGAGACCCAAAUGAACGAUUACAAGCUGCUCCGCGAUUUGACCAAUGGACAGGAAGACACCGAGGCCAAAGAGGUACUCGCAAUGAUGAAGAAAAAAAUCAUUCACAAAUGGCUUUCCUCUUAA